Dentiscutata heterogama is the source of this 294-nucleotide messenger RNA. The record is from the annotation of a GenBank genome assembly. Lineage: Eukaryota; Fungi; Glomeromycota; Glomeromycetes; Diversisporales; Gigasporaceae.
AUGGAGUUACAAAUUGUUAAUUCUAUUCCUUUUCCAACUACUUUAUUUUUGACCAAAAAAUCACAACAACCUGCAAGUUCAAUGAUUUCAAAUGCUGAAAUUGAGUAUAUUGAUAAUGAGUCUAAUAAAAAUCAGAUAAUGAAUUUGAAGAGCAAUUGGAUCUUUAUAAGAGCAAGACAUGUUGAAGAAGAUGCAAUUAAGUAUGAAGUUUCAAGAACAUUCUUAUGUCAACAUGCUGAAAAAUUGUCAAAUGAAUAUAAAUUGUAUAAAACUGAAAAAUCUAAUUUAUAUUGA